CGACGCGAGGCAGUAGGCGCCCGGCCGCCGUAUGGGGAGCACGUUAUUUGGUGUUGUGUGACCAUUAUCGCCAUAACCUCACCGCGCUGCUACUCUACUAUAUAGCUGGUAGACAGUGUGUGUACGUUCUCAAGAUAUUUCAAUAAGGUACGGAGCGUUAAAGUCAGCUUUAUUAGGUUUCCUCCAAAAUAAAUACAGAUAAAGUAAUCACACAAAAAACAAGAUGGCGGCAUUCGUAGCAAAGCAGAUGGUGGGAAACAAGUUGAGCGCAGUUAAAGGCGCAGUUGGUGGUGACGGCGAUGACAGCGACGACAAGGAGAAGGAAGAAGAAGCGGAACGUGAACGGCAGGAGGCCAUCCGUGAAGCUGAGGAGAGACGCAAGGAGAAACAUCGCAAGAUGGAGGAAGAGAGGGAGAAGAUGCGACAGGAGAUUAGGGAUAAGUAUAAAAUCCCAAAGAAAGAGGAAAUGGUUGAGCAACAGCAACAGGAGCCAGACAACCCUCUGAUGAGGAAGAAAAAAACUCCCGAGGAGUUGGCUGCUGAAGCGGAACUCGAAGAUCAGGACGAGUUCACAAAAUUGAAGAACACCAUCGAGACCCAGGUGAACGAGCUGAAGUCGCAGAUUGAGAGCAAAUGCGUGAUGCAGUGAGCAUCGCGGCCGAGGCUGAUCAUUCCGUCACAUCACACACACACAGUACUAACCCUCAGAACCAUUUCGCUCAAACAUUUCGUAGGAGAGAUUUGAAUUCUAAAUUAUUUCGGACGUAGUUGGCUAGUGGCGCGUUGGUGCUUGAUAAUAAGCAAUAAUAUUUUUAUACAUUCAUAAUAAAGAGCCCCGACACAACCGCGGUUGAUGCGUUAGGUCAAAAAGUCAUCGCUGCUGCGAUCAGACAUUAGGAUAACCUGUUUUAUAUGUUAACGCUUGUGAUAUAUUGUUAUUUAAGUGUAAAGAUGAAAAUUUUAAUACAACUUACGGUAUAAAUAGCGCGAAUAAUUUAAGAAGUCUUGCACGCGUCUAAUUCUGCUCUCUCUUCCCCUUGGACUCCGACUUACAUUAAAAUAACAAUGUAUUCGAUUGUAAUAUUUGUUUCAUCCAAAUUCCCCUCGACCCGGUUGGCACUUGGCAGCCGGCAGUUGGCAGUUGGCACUGGGUGUGGCUUGCGCUCUUCGAUCUUCUCUCUCAGCUCUUCGACUUUGCCUCUAAAUCUUUUGCAUGCUCGCUUAUGCAAUGCGUACGGAUCGUGUCAAGUAUUCCGUUAGGAUAGUAUACCUUAUCGACCUAGCCUUAAAGUCCACAUCGAAAUUGUAAUUCAUAGUUAACAAUAUUGUUGUUAUCGAGCGUGACUCGCUGAUGUUCGUUGUCAUUUUGUUCUUGCAUGUCUAAUAUAAGAUCAAUGUUCGUUUAGUAUAUAAUAUUGUAGAUACGACACCUUGUUGUUCCGUUUGUCAGUUAGAGUAGUUGACGCGAAUCUAAUGUUUAUCGAUGUUUUAUGCUUAGAGUAAAGUUAAUGUUGUGCGAGUAAAUUUUUCGAGCGAUUGGUGUCGUACGUUUAUGAAGAUCCGCCAGCCUAUUGUCCGUUUUGAAACAACUGUAUACGGAAAACUUAAUCAAUGAGUUGUAUUGCGGAUGGGAAUGCAGGUUAACGAAUUGUAGAAUGGAUAAUUGUUCGAAUAUUAGACUCCACUAAGCUGCAAAUGCAAAAGAUUUGUUAUCGUCAAAAGCUGUGAUAUAAGAAUAAAAUAAACUAACGCUGUGCGCCCGACGCGGCCCGACCGCUCGCGCCCUUCCAUUCUCGUACAUUAGCUCUUACGUAUUUCCCUUUUUGAUCUUUCACUAAAAUACUAUGAUCAUCUUCGAAAAGCACACUUCAACAUAAUUACGCUCUCAUAGCAAAGCUUGAAAAAUUAUUGCCACCUUCAUCAUUUAUACUUUCAGGUCAAUUAUAACUACCUUUGCAAAACUCUAUUCCAUAUACACCCCAAUGUAAAUAUGAAUCAAUAAUUUCUGAUUCUGUAUAAAGUUAUAUUUUCAGAUAAGAUACCUAUUUCUCGCAAUAUAUUUUCUUAGCUUACUUCAAUAGGCCUCGCUAACACUUCUAGCCACUCAUUAAACUCACAAUCAUCCGAUCAGGUCAAGCGGCCGGUCUCUAUAAGCUAUUUAAAACUUCACAAUCUCUAAUAAUUAAGAUAAAAGUUAAAUCUUCACCGUGUACGUGUGUUAGGCUAGGUUAAUCAUAUAUUGUAAUAGUUCUAUGUAUGCGCAUGACAGAUUAGCUAAACGGUUGUUCGUAGAUAUUUGGGAUAUACAAUAAUAAGCGUAAGAUUCCAACUCGUCUGUUUUUAAAUGAUUUUGGCAUGACCAAUUUUGAAAUUAACGUUUGGAUACAGAGCUCGAGUACUGAAUAUCUGAAAACGAAUCCAUUUUUCACUAACUCUGCCAAUAAAUACAAGUUACUGAAAUGGUGACAUGAAUUUUAAUUUCUUAAAUUGACUCGCUUGAACAUUGGCUUAGCAGCUCGCUGCCAAUGUUUUAUUAUGCAUAUGAAAUUCAAACUACGAUCGAUCAAUACUUUGACCAGUUACUUUCAUGUUACCAAUCAUGACUAAUGUUUUCAGAUCCUAACAGCUCAGCCUACGAAAUUUGUACACGUCUUAACCUUCUUCUUUCCUCUCUACCUUUCGCCUGUAGAACUAUAAUCUUCGUUGUUGGCUCUCACUACGUAGAUAUAGUUGGUUAGAGAAUUAUUUUGAUACGUAGCGAGUUUUAGAUGUAAUGUAUAUUAAUAAAUUAGCUAACUGUCACUAAUUUCAAAAAGCUUGACCGUCGCGUGUGGCUGCAUGGAAUUUUAAAGCUCUGAAAGUGUGACGUGUCGUUUUCUCUCAUUUGUCUUUCUUACACGUUUCAAAUAUCCACAGAUUAUGAGUAGACGCUUUUAAAGCAACUGUAUGUAAGUAAGCUUUAGAUGUUUGGUGUAUAGCAACGUAUAACGAGUGGUUACGGUAAGGUAAAUGAUUGCUUCGAAACGCGAAGGAAUUUGGGUGAUAUCAAAUGGUUGUCGCAUGAUUUUUUAUUCGAUUUCACUUGUAUUAAGCUACUAUGUAUAUAAUUAACCGAUUUCACACACUCACAACCUAAAGUCUUUCAAGGUAACUACUUAAUUUUCAUUUGAUUAAACAUGUUUUAUAUAAACGAGGUUUAUACAAGGUAGAUACGUAGUAUAGAAAUAGUUAUACAUUAUUUUAUAAAUUCCGUGAGAAUUUGACUUAUUUAUUACAUUUGUAGCAUAAUUUUUAAGACCUUAAGUGAUUUGACCAAUUUCUGACUUUUCCAAAACAAAACCAGUUGAGUGAUUGAUCUUAUGACUUUUAUACUCAGGGUAAUGUUACUAUUGUUGUUUUUAUAUUAAAUCUGUUUACAUUCUUUAGUAGGUGUGACUUUUUGGCUUUGCGGUGCCAAUAUCUACCGUCUUUUUAAACAACCUUGCUUUACUAUGCUCGCAGUUUCCUAAUGUAUGCGGUUAUUAGAUAGCCGUUAGUACUUACAAACUUAUAAACGGCGGAUAGAUUCGUUUUCAAGAAAGACUAAUAAAGUUGUAUAUGGUAUAUAUAAUAACGUGCUUAUCAAAAUGUUUUGGUAGUAAAUAUAAAAGUUAACCUGACUGAAAUCUUUACAGCCGUCGUCGUAUUAAUAAAUUAAUUUAACAUCUGCCAGAAAUAUCUUAUUUCAAUAUGCGUGUCUGAAAUUCCCAGUAUAAAAUAAAAAACCUUAUGAAUAAACAUACAUAUAUUGCAAUUAUUAAUUAUUCCAACGAUGAAAUAAAAGGCGUAAUAAAACUAUACGCGAUUUAAAAAUCAGUUAACAAAAAGCAAAAACUUAGUAAGUAGACAACUUAGAGACAACGACACUUCGUACCACACUAACACAAGAGCUUCAACACACAGUAUUAAUUGAUUGUUAGAUAAAUUUAUAUAUUUUGUAGACUUUUCCGAAUAGUAUAGAAAUAAUUUUGAAGAUCAAGGAACUGAUGUUCAAAUGCCACAGACUGCAAAAACUGCGCUUUGAAUAAUAUUUUUAACAAAAUUAUAAUGUCUAUAUUGUCCGUAAAAGUCUUUGUUUGUAUUUAUUUAAGAAAAAAUUUCAUAGAUGAUAUUUUAAAUAGGAUUUUACGUGAAGGCAUGUACAGUUCGACGAGCCCUUUAGUUCUUGCUGCCCUUGAAAAUAAUAUUGAAACAACUUUGAGGACUCGCUCGUACCUUGUACCUGCUUCACUUGUUCACAUAGGAUAGUUAUUUGGCCAAUUUAAGAUCACCUAGUGCGUUAGCUUUUAAUAUUAGUGACAUCUAGUGUUAAAAUUGCAAGUUUAUGGAAGUUAAAACUAAAUAUUUAAAAAGUUGUGUAUAACAAAAUGUAAUUGAAUAAAUCGUAAUCCAUUAAUCAAGUAUGAACUUGGUUCAUAAGCAUGUUGUAUUGUUAUUAUAAAGAGAAGUUUGUAGUUUAUCCACGAUUAAUUAACUUAGAGUAAUGGAGGAAAACGAAAAAGGUUAUUGUUGAAAAUGUUUUUAGGUAAAUAAAUCGGAUUGAGCUUUUGUGAAAACCUUGUUGUUACUAAUAAGUUCUCAUUUUCCGAGCUCGGCCGACAGACUGCCAUUCUGAGGUCUUGCAACUAAUUAGUUCCAAUUUAAACUGUCUCUACUAUCACUUACGUAGUUUCGUACUAGAAUAGGCUUUUUCGCUACUUAUUGAUUUAUAUCUAACUGUUGCAAUGCAUUGUUAAAUUUAUUUACUCCUUAUUAGUUAUGUAUAAAGUUUAGAGGUAGCCAUUUUCAUAUUAACUUUCUGUGAGUGUGAAAGUGGUGUAUCUACCAUGUUGUUAAAUAAUAAAUAAACUACAUUGUACCACCA
Messenger RNA from Pieris rapae (cabbage white), 4903 nucleotides. RefSeq names its product complexin (gene cpx). Lineage: Eukaryota; Metazoa; Arthropoda; Insecta; Lepidoptera; Pieridae. Bases 224 to 649 code for a protein of 141 amino acids. Gene Ontology annotation, molecular function: syntaxin binding. The transcript has 7 exons. The record is from RefSeq and is a predicted model, not a curated record. Gene Ontology annotation, cellular component: terminal bouton; SNARE complex. Gene Ontology annotation, biological process: synaptic vesicle exocytosis; neurotransmitter transport; regulation of neurotransmitter secretion.